AUGGCGGAGCAGACAAAGUACAAGCUUUCGGACCUAGACAAGAGCGGGUUCCACAUGGAAGUGCCUCUCUUGCUAUUCUACCAAAUUUCUCCAGAGGUCAAUGUGCAGGAGCUCUUAUCUUCGCUGAAGGCUGGUCUGAACAAUGCACUUGGCGCAUUACCAUUCAUGACAGGAGAACUGCAAUUACAGGAGAACGGCGAGCUUUGCAUCAUCAAAGAUGAGAAUAGCAAGCUUGAAUUCGACAUCAACCAAGUCAACUCCACCGGGCAGCCUUCGUUCUCAGACCUGGCGCGGACUUCUUUCGCUCCCGAUCAGAUGGGCUAUGCAAAGUAUCUGCCAGCGGCCGCAACAGAUAGGAAGCCAGCCUGUCUUUUGAAAUUGAGUCUCCUGGAAGGGGGACUCGUUCUGGGCGCGAGGAUCAACCAUGCGACUGGGGAUUGGUUCUCUAUUGACAGAUUCUUGUCUCUGAUAUUCCAAGGGUGCAAGGCGCACCGUGAAGGUGCCGAGAUGCCUACCUUCACUCCGGAUCUGAAUCGAGGCCCCUUCAACACGCCUCUCGACGCUGCCGAAUACACUCGACAGGAAUCUGUUGAGAAACUUCAAUUCUUCUAUGUGAUGGAGAAAAGCCAAUGGAAACCUCCUGCGGGUUCUCUCUCCUCAUUCGAAGCCAAGAUCUAUCGCGUAGACGGCGCAACUCUCAAGGCUCUUAAGGGAGAGUGCUUGCCGUACUUGCGUGAAGGUGGAUUUGUCUCAUCCUACGAUGUUCUAUCAGCACUUAUCUGGACAUCAAUUACCCGUGCCAGACUGCACCUUGAUCCCACGAAGAAGGGUUGCCUGUCACGGCUUAUACAGCCCAUCGAUGUACGAUCCCGGGAUCCAGGACACACGAGUUCGGAACACUAUUUCGGCAAUGCAGUGAUUGCCACACAGGCCGGCCCUAUCAAUUCUGAUGACUUCACAUCAGAGGACGAUCCUGUGCGCGGUCUCGCCCUGGCCGCAGCGACCAUCCGCAAGUCAACCAAGGCAGUUGACAUCUCUUUGGUCAACCACCUGACAUCCCUCAGAUCAUCUCUCGGCCCAACGGAAAUGAUGGGCUCCCAUGCUGACUUUACCAACAUGGAUGUCUUCGUCAACACAUGGGCCUUGGCGAAUAUCGAGAGGUACGAUCUAGGACAUGGUGUGGCACCCGUUGCUCUUCGUAUGCACACCGCGCUGCCGGGGGCUUGUGCGGUGAUAUUGCCGACUUUGCCACGAAGUUCCGAGAGAGCAUUCGACCUACAUCUUCAAGCGAGUACCAAGGAGCAUGAUUUCCUGAAGAAUGAUGUGGUUUUUUCGAAAUACAUUCAGUCUUUUUAG
Messenger RNA from Penicillium diatomitis, 1356 nucleotides. Its product is annotated as transferase. The coding region runs from base 1 to 1356 and encodes 451 amino acids. The transcript has a single exon. The record is from RefSeq and is a predicted model, not a curated record. Lineage: Eukaryota; Fungi; Ascomycota; Eurotiomycetes; Eurotiales; Aspergillaceae. Gene Ontology annotation, molecular function: acyltransferase activity, transferring groups other than amino-acyl groups.